GUUAGCAUGUCGCAUUACUCGACAGCCCGCACAUUCACUUUGCCAUUGCUUUAGCCUUUCUGCUGUGGCUUGCAAGGAACGUCGGAGGAGCAAGGACUGAGCGGUACCACUGCUUGCCCGCCGGCGGACAGACACCGCACCGGGGCUCGUUUGCUUGCGGGCGGCGGCGGCGGCGGCCAACGAUCGCAUCGCGUCGCGGCGAGAUCGAUGGCGACCAGGUGCUUCUUCCCCAGGGACGCGGUGGCCGGGCGGCACCAGUCCAAGGCGGCCGCGGAGGCGCUCGAGCACCUGCACCACGGGGGGCGCGUCCUGUCCCGGGAGGAGGUGGGCGGCGCGGUGCGCGUCAAGAUCGUGGUCAGCAAGCGCGAGCUCAAGAAGAUGGUGGCCGCCCUCGGCACCGGCGGCGAGGUGGCGGCCGCUGCGGCGUCUGCUGAUCGCCGCAGCCGCCAGCGCGCGGCGGGCGGCGGCACGGACGCCGAGCAGAGGCUGCAGUCGCUCCGGCGGCGCAGCAUGCGCAGGGCGGCGGAGGAGACGAGGCGGAUGCAGGCGAGCGGGGAGUGGGAGCCCGGCCUCCAGAGCAUCCCCGAGGAGGUCUACUGAGUUACCGCUAGUGGUCUAGUAGAUGAUGGCGCCGUCGGUGAUGGUUAAUCACUUUACUAAUUAUAAGGUUGGGUUUUGAUCACCUCCUGCUAAAUGCUACUCGUAGUAGAUGUAUGUGUACAGUGCUCUUGAUUCGUUCCUGUUCCUUAACUAUGAGGGUUAAACUUGUGCUGGUUAAUCCUCCUCCGCUCCUCCUCCAUCAGCUUGUGCAAUUUUUUCCGGUGAAAUUUUGGAGAUUGUGUGAAACAGAUGAAGAACGAGAGGUGACCUGACUAGAAUGCAAGAGCUGCAUUCAUCUGAAA
This is a messenger RNA of Triticum urartu, 902 nucleotides long. RefSeq lists its product as uncharacterized. The record is from RefSeq and is a predicted model, not a curated record. Lineage: Eukaryota; Viridiplantae; Streptophyta; Magnoliopsida; Poales; Poaceae.